Messenger RNA from Diaporthe citri, 762 nucleotides. RefSeq lists its product as uncharacterized. Gene Ontology annotation, molecular function: flavin adenine dinucleotide binding. The record is from RefSeq and is a predicted model, not a curated record. NCBI's taxonomy places the organism in Eukaryota, Fungi, Ascomycota, Sordariomycetes, Diaporthales, Diaporthaceae. The coding region runs from base 1 to 762 and encodes 253 amino acids. The transcript has a single exon.
AUGGUUGUCGACAACAUGCUGCAGCUCAACGUUGUUUUGGCCAACGGCACCACUAUUCGCGUGAACGAGACGAGCCACGCCGAUCUCCGCUGGGGAAUGAAGGGCGCAGGUCACAACUUUGGGAUUGUUACGAGCUUCGAGAUGAAGGUCUUCCCCCGGGGACCGGACACUUGGCACUACCACAGCUACGUCUGGACCGGCGACAAGCUCGAAGAUGUUUUCAACGCCCUCAACGAACUCCACCGCAACGGCACCACUCCUCCCAACAUGGCCGUAAACUUCGGGAACUUCCUUAUCAACGCAACGAUAGAGGAGAAGGAGCCCAUCAUCUCCUGGUCCUUUGCCUACCGCGGCAGCGCUGAAGAGGCCGAGGAUCUCCUCGCCCCAUUCAACUCCAUCGGCAGCGCGUGGGACGAGUCCGGCGACGUGCCCUACCCAGGAGUCGCCGCGGCCCAGGGCACCAGCGAGUCCGACUUCAUCUGCCAGGACAACAACAAGUGCAUCCUCUCGACCGCGGGCCUGCAGGUCUACAACGUGACGGCCGAGCGGCUCAUCUUCGACGGGUUCAGCCGGCGCGCCGCCUCCGACCCGGCGCUCGUCGCGGGCGCGGGCAUCCUGCACGAGGGCUACUCGACGUCCGUCGAGGAGCAGUACGGCCAUGAGGCAUGGCGCCUGGAGCGACUUCGAGGCCUCAAGGUUGAAUAUGACCCCGAGAACCGCUUCCGUUACUUCAACCCUAUCAUCAAAGGCAAAGGCCAUUAG